AUGAGUGAGCUAGGAGAGGAAUUUGAGUCCAACUCGACGGAUGAUUUUGGAUAUAAAUCAUUAGGUGGAUCAAUCCAAUUAGUUCAAGACUAUGAAGAGAAAUUACCUUUCAAACAUAUAAACAAUUUAACUUAUUCCACCCAUAGAGGUAUCUUUGCAGCUGCUGGAUCUGACAAAGUUGUUUUGGGUUUAUUGAAAGAUUUGAAAACAGAUAUUGCAAGCUCAGAAGAAAGCUUUAAGACAAAUCGUCAUGAACUAAACAUCCCAAACGUUACUAGCAUUGGAUUCACAAGAGAUGAAAACAAUCUUAUAAUAUGUACUGGAUCAGAAUUAAGAAUUGCUCCAGUUCCGGAUUAUACCAAGCUAUCAACUACUGAUUUCAAAACAAUCACGUUAAAUGGAGAAAUUGAUUUCUUCACUGCAUCACCAACAAACCCUUCCAUAAUAGCAGUAUUGACCACUGAUUCUAGCUUGUGCAUUUUGAAUCUAGCAACCCAGUCACAAAGUAUUAUCUCAACUCAAGUGUUGAAUUUUAGUUGGUCCCCAAAGGGGAAACAAAUAGCUGUGGCCAAUUUGGAUGGUUCGAUAAAUCAAAUUACAUUAGCAGGCGAAAGAAAGGUCACCAUCCAACGUCCUGAAGAGCUAUCUGAAGAAAACUUACUUCCUUUAUCAAUUGUUUGGUUAUCAUCUUUCAAGUUCUUCGUCGUGUAUGGUGAAGUUCCACAAGAUGAAGAAGAAGAUCCAUCAUAUGAUUUCAAAACUUUUAUAAUUACUCAUGAUAAAAGUGCAGGAAAAGACAUUUUCCAAGAGAAUUUUGAUGCAAUUCCAGCAUUCGGUUCAGUUUUGAGAAAACCAACAGUUUAUUCAUCAACAUUCCAUAAUUUAUCAAAUGCGUUUCCUAUCCUCACAGUUACUGCUUCUUCUACAUCAGUGGAGAUUACAGGUAUAUCAGAAUCCGAAAUUAUUUUGCCAGAAUUAGAUCAAGCAAGAGCAGCUCUACCUAUUAAUGAUGACACUGGUAAUGAUAUCAACGCCAUUGGUUUAAUCACAGAUAUAAGCACCACUGGUAAAAUUGAAGAACCUUGUGUAGGUGUUUCAGAAGCUGAUUGGUUACCAAGUGUAUGGGUAUUGGGUAAUGAUGGUAAAAUACAAGGGUGGUAUGUCUUCCAUGUUCAUGAUCUGAAAAACGGUAGCUUAAAGCCUGAUGGAGUGGAGCAAUAUGAUGAUGAAUUAUACAAAGCUGCAUUAGGUGGAAAUGUCCCUGUGGAUUCACCAGCUAAAGCACCGAUAGCUCCAUCUGCUCAAGAAGAAAAGAAACCAUUUAUGUUUGGCCAAUCCAACGUUCAAACAGGAAAUAAACCAGUUUUUGGCGCAACGACAUCAACUGAUAAACCUCCAGCGUUUGGAUCUGCUGGAUUUGGCUCUAGUGGAUUUGGCUCAACAGAAAAUAAACCAGCAUUUGGCUCUUCAGGGUUUGGAUCAUCAGGUUUCGGGCAAAGCUCAACUAAUAAAGCUGCAUUUGGAUCAUCAGGAUUUGGACAAAGUAGUUUUAGUUCUGGAAAACCAGCAUUUGGGUCAAGUGGUUUCAAUCAAUCAACAACUGGAGAAUCACCAUUUUCUGCAUUUGGUAAACCAGAUGAUAAAAAGACUGAUUCUCCAUUUGCAUUUGGAUCAUCAGCACCAAAGACAGAAUCACCAUUUUCAGGAGUUGGUAAAAAAGAUGAGCAAAAAGUUGAUUCCCCAUUUGCAAGUCUUGGAUUAAACAAUGAAGGUAAAGAAGAUGAUAAAAAAUCUGACUCGCCAUUUGCAUUCGGAUCGUCAGCACCAAAGUCAGAUUCACCUUUUGCUAGUCUAGGAUUGAACAGUGAAACCAAAUCAGAGUCACCAUUUGGAGGACUUUCAAACAAUCAAACAAGUGCAUCAUUUGGAGCUUCUUCUGGUGAGACAAAAUCAGUUUUUGAUCAAUCCAAAGAAACUCCUGCAUCAUCAUUAAUUGGGGACGCAAAUAAAAAUAAUGAGAAUAAACCUAGUGCUCUCGCUUCCAUGACACAAGAUUUGGGUGGAACAUUAUUUGGUGCUGCUAAUGAACCUUCAAAAAUCAAAGUUCCAGGGCUAUCAGACGAUGAAGAUGAACAACCAAUCAUCACAAAAGAAGCAACUGCCCCAAUCGCAUUACAAUCACAACCACAACCUUCAGGGCCUACAAGCUUCGGUAAUGUUGCAUUUGGAAGUAAACCUUCUGGUUCUGGAUUUGGAUCUACUGGAUUUGGCUCAACAGGUGCUGCUGCCUCAUCAGGAUUUGGGUCUACAGGGUUUGGUAAUACAGGAUUCAAAUUUGGUCAACAACCUCAAAAGCCAAUUAACAAUGAACCUAAAGAAGAAAAGAAAGUUGAAGCUCCAAAACUUGGUGGGUUUGGCCAAUUUGCAAAUGAUAACAAGCUUUCAGCGUUGAGUAAGAACAAGAAUGUUUUCGAGGAUGCAGCCACUAAAAUAGAUGAUACUUUUAAAGGCACAGAAACAGCUAAAGAAGACACCAAACCACUAGAGAAACCAGCUACUGAUUCUUCAACUAAGCCAGAGAAAGAAGAACAAAAAGAAUCCAAACCGCUAGAUAAACCAGUUACUGCUCCUUCAGCCACACCAGAAAAAGAGAAACCAGAAAUAGAGAAAUCCAACCAAUCUACUCAAAAACCUGAAAGUGAAUCAGUGAAGGAAUCGAAUGUAUCUAAAAGCGAGGAGAAAAAAGAAGAUCCAAUUGAUGAUUUUGCCAAGUUUGAUGAAGAAGUUGAUAAAGAGUGGACUGACUCAGAUGAAGUUGAGACAGAUAAUGCAGCUGGAGAGGAAGAUGAAGAAAGUGAUCAAGAUGAAGAUGAAGGGGAAGCUCAAGAUGAUGAAGGUGACAAAAAUGAUACCACAGCAUUUGCUGAUUCAUCAUUUGAUCAAUCAGAGCUAAAUAAUACUUUACAAGAUGAGACUGAUGAAUUAGGGGAUGACUUCAAUAAAGAGUUGAUACUACAUGAAAAACCUCAAGAUCAAGCAACUGAACAACUAGGUGAACAGGUUGAUAAGAACUUGAACAUUGAUGAUAAAUCAUCGGAAAGUAAAGAAGAUAUUGGAUUUGAACAUGUCAAGGCUGAAGAUGGUAAAGAUAGCUCAUCAUUUGACUCUUUGAAUGACAUUGAAGAGGAAAACUUAUAUGAAGAAGUGAAGGGACAGAAUGUCAAAUAUGACGGUGCAGAUCGUGUUGAAAGAAAUAUUCAAGCUGAACCUAUUGAGAUGCAUGAUGCUGAAACUCAAACUUUUAUCCCAACAAGUGAUGUUGGUGUUUCUGCCAUUGUUGAACUUCAAGAUGUUUCUACUCAAACUGAAGUUGUUGAAACCAAAUCCAUUGCAUUGAAGACUUUUGAAGACGAUGAAGCCUAUUUCAGUUCAUUUUUCGUUCCACCAGAAGUUCCUGCUUAUCAACAUUUGGGACAAGUUAAGUAUCCAAAAUUGAGUUCAGACCCAAUUUUCAGUCAAUUGGAAAAGAUUUAUUAUGAUACUCAAGCAGAAAUUUCAAUUAUUGAAGAAAAUUGUCAAAAAAUUGGAGGAUUCAUUGAUGAACAUUUGAAAGAAGAACCAAUUCAUACGGAGAAAUCAAUAGCUAAUGCUCAUCAUUGGAGAUUAUCAGAAGCUGGUACUGUGAACAAGUUGAUUCAUGAGAAAGCUCAAGACUCUAUUGAAUUGAAAGAUCAACUUUGUUCACAACACUCCAAAUUUAAAACUGUUCAAGAUACGAUUUUAUCUUUUGAAAAACAAGCUUCAAGAAUGAGAGAAAAAAUAUUUGCAUUAGAAAAAUUAACAGAUAAGGCAAUUUUGAAUGCUCGUGAUUUACCAGUGGAAGUGUUGAUAUUACAAGAUAAGAUAAGAAAGAAGUAUUCCAAAGUCGCUGAUGAUUUAAGAACAUCUGAACAAAAAAUCAUGUCAUUAAAGACUGCAACCAAUAUCUUUUAUAAUGAUCCACCUACCCCAGCUGCUCUUCAUGCAGUUAUUAAUCAUAUCAAUUCGGUAACUAGAGAUUAUUCUAGAGAUACAAAGCAAUUAACAGAACAAAUUGCCAAGUUGAAUGUUAAUCAUACAAAGAUUCUUGAACAAUUGAAUGAAGGUAAAACCAAAUCAUUUAAAAAGAGUGAAUGGGAGAAUAGAAGUAUUACCAAGAUGAAAGUUGAAGAUUUGAGCAAGAGAUUGAAUGCUAAGCGUGCAAUUAAUGAAGCAUUGAGACAAAGAUCUGCUAGUUCAAUCACAGUCAACUUUAAAUGA
This is a messenger RNA of Hansenula anomala, 4299 nucleotides long. RefSeq names its product FG-nucleoporin NUP159 (gene NUP159). The transcript is spliced from 2 exons. Gene Ontology annotation, molecular function: protein binding. NCBI's taxonomy places the organism in Eukaryota, Fungi, Ascomycota, Saccharomycetes, Phaffomycetales, Wickerhamomycetaceae. The coding region runs from base 1 to 4299 and encodes 1432 amino acids. The record is from RefSeq and is a predicted model, not a curated record.